UCAUCUACAAUAUCCUAUUGAUUUUAAGAAAUUUAAAUUAACUGCUCUGUGAUUAAAAUAUUUUGAUUGGAUUAAAUAUAGAUUACUGAUUAGUGCAAUGUAUAGUGCACACUGCACACUUUCAUAAAUUAUCGCAUUACCUAUCUGAUAAUAUUUUGAAUUUGUUUCCAAUACCAAAUAGUCACUAUGUUUAAAAAAAUAUUUAUUAGUAUAGUUAUAAUUUUAUCUCUUAAGUGUAACAUAUGCUUAUCCAUAAGAGAAUACAGUAAAGAAGAUAUAGUAAAGUUAAGAGAGGAGGUAAGGGAAAUGUUCCAACAUGCAUACGAUAGCUAUUUAAGAUAUGCAUAUCCUUACGACGAAUUACGUCCACUAAGCUGUGAUGGUAUGGAUACUUGGGGAAGUUACUCUCUAACUCUAAUUGAUGCUCUAGACAUGCUCGUGAUCAUGGGGAACUAUACAGAGUUCAACAGAGUGGUUGAUAUUGUACUGGAGAAGCAGAACUUUGAUAUGGACAUCAAUGUGUCAGUAUUUGAAACUAACAUUAGGAUUAUUGGUGGUUUGCUUAGUGCACACCUUUUGUCAUACAAAUCAGGAAUGAAACUAGAACCGGGCUGGCCUUGCAAUGGACCUCUCCUUCGUCUUGCAGAGGAUGUGGCUCAGAGACUGAUUGCUGCAUUUGACACAACAACUGGCAUGCCAUAUGGCACUAUCAACUUGAAAUCUGGAGUUCCACCGGGAGAGACCAGUAUAACUUGCACAGCUGGUGUUGGCACCUAUAUUAUAGAGUUUGGUACACUGAGUAGACUUACUGGAGAUCCUUUAUAUGAAGAGGUAGCUUAUAAUGCCUUAAAAGCUUUAUACUACCACAAGUCGCCGAUAGGCUUGGUCGGGAACCACAUAGAUGUGAUGACUGGAAGGUGGACGGCUCAGGAUGCGGGUAUAGGCGGUGGAGUGGACUCCUACUUUGAAUACUUAGUGAAAGGAGCUAUACUACUAGAGCGCCCAGAGCUGAUGUCCAUGUUCAAUGAAGCUCGUCAAGUGAUAGACAAGUACUUAAAGAAGGAUGACUGGUACGUGUGGGCGACCAUGUUGCGUGGCCACGUCACACUGCCUGUGUUCCAAUCGCUCGAGUCUUACUGGCCUGGUCUGCUCAGUUUGAUUGGUGAAAGUGACACAGCAAUGCGAAUAAUACACAACUACCACAGCGUAUGGAAACAGUACGGGUUCACACCAGAGGUUUACAACCUUGGCACAGGCGAAGCUUCGUCUGCGAGGGAGAGCUACCCCUUGAGGCCUGAACUCAUUGAGUCUAUCAUGUAUUUGUACCGGGACACUCGAGACCCCAUACUGUUGCAAAUGGGGGAGGAUAUAUUGAGGAGUAUACAGCACAGCGCCAGGACGCCUUGUGGAUUUGCUACGAUAAAAGACGUCCGCGAUCACCGUAAGGAGGACCGCAUGGAAUCCUUCUUUCUAUCCGAAACUACUAAAUACCUCUACCUGUUGUUUGACCCGGACAACUUCAUCCACAACCCGGGCGUCCACGGCACAGUCAUAGACACCCCUAAUGGAGAAUGUAUAGUGGACAUGGGCGGCUAUGUGUUCAAUACUGAGGCACAUCCCAUAGACCCGACGAUGCUGUAUUGUUGCCAUGAAGCUAGACAGGGAAUAAACGUCAGUGAGGUGCAUAGAAUUUACAAAAUAUUAGACGAAGAAGAUAAUAUUCACUUUAUGAGCAUGAUAGACGCAACGAUACCAGUCAAAAACACCACCAGUUAUUACAAAGAGGCAGUUUACUAUGGCGACCCGAUGAACUCCGCUAAAAUUAUGGAUUUGAGUAAACGUGACCUUUCAAAUGCCCAGGAAAUGCCAAUCGUACCCAUUAAGACUGAAACGAGUACAGGUUACGUUAACAUCGAUGGCAUUGAAAGGGAAAAGGUGAAAAAUGAGAGUUUGGGUGAUAUAUUGAAAGAAAGCAUGAGUAAUUACUAUAACAACACCAGCCUGAACGAAAACGAAAGAGAAACGGUCGCCGAAGCGCCCGAGAUAAAAGCUACUGAAAAAGUCGAAGUAGACGAUAUAAUUAUACCUCAGAAGUUUGAAACUGAGAAGUUGCAACCACCGAGUAGUACUAAAGCCAAAGAAGCGGUGAAAAUGCUACCAAAAGUUAUACAAGAUUUCCUGAACAGUGACUGGAAAUCGAAACCGAAGUGCGAGCCUCAACACAUGAUAGAAAGGAUUCGCAAAGAAAAAAGAUACCCAGAACAUCCAGACGUUGGCAAAUAUAAUUUAUUACUAACACCAGCCCCCUCUUUCAUGCAGAGAAUAUCUCUGGCCGGCGAGUUCCUAAAUAAGAAACAGUUGGAAUUAUGAUCCUUCCUCCACUUUAUUAUUUUUGUUCUGGAAAAUCUCCGGCUGAUCCUGGAGUUUCAUUUGUUGCUUCAAUUCCUAAUUUAUUUAUCUAUUGUUUGUUAAAAUUCUAAUUUGGAAUAAAGCUUUUGAAAAUUUGUUUAAAAAAUACAAUUAUUUUAUUUUGGAAAGUCCCAUUUCUAUACAUUUUUUUUAACAAUUAUAAAAUCUAAUCACUAUCAAAAUGUAAACAUAUCAAUAUUAAUAAACACGUACCUAGUGGUUUUUAUUCUCUUCACAAAAAUGUAGAAUUAGAUUGGCACAAUAGGAGCCGGUAGUGAACAACUUGGACAUAGAUUUUCUUUGGUUUUUAGAAACUUGCUAAGAUAAACCAAAUGUUUCCUAAGAGUUUUUAAUUCAGACUGAUGAUUUCAGACAAGAUUGAAAAAAAAUCAGUUGCUGUUACUCCAGCAUUCAGCAAGUACUUAAUAACAAUAAUAACUCUUUACCAUAGAUAAGAUACCUAAAUUCUAAAUUAAAUGCUAAAUACCAGACAGCAAUCACUGUCAUAAGUGACAAAAUGUUACGCUAAAUUUCAAAAGAUGUAAAAUAAAAACA
Molecule: messenger RNA, 2964 nt
Organism: Maniola jurtina (meadow brown)
Lineage: Eukaryota; Metazoa; Arthropoda; Insecta; Lepidoptera; Nymphalidae
Gene: Edem1
Product: ER degradation-enhancing alpha-mannosidase-like protein 2
Exons: 8
Coding region: 187-2370 (727 amino acids)
Biological process (GO): mannose trimming involved in glycoprotein ERAD pathway; endoplasmic reticulum mannose trimming; carbohydrate metabolic process
Cellular component (GO): membrane; endoplasmic reticulum
Molecular function (GO): calcium ion binding; mannosyl-oligosaccharide 1,2-alpha-mannosidase activity
Source: RefSeq, a predicted model, not a curated record